CCUUCUUUUCCCACCGAUGUGGGACAAAAUGUUUUGCCAAAUUCAACAAGCUUCAACACCAAUUAUCAAUCUUGUAGUUUUCUUUUUGAUUUAUCUCAUGAGUGCCUUUCCCCUUUAUGAUGUACAAUAAGGUACCUGGAAUGCCUGAGGAGGCUUUUGUAGAGUCUUGUCCUGUUUGUCUACAAAACUGUAAUUGCAAAGCUUGCUUGCGGUUGGACGGGCCGAUAAGGCUUUGAAGAACUUACAAUUUGAGAUUAGCAAUGAAGAAAAGGUUCAGUACUCUAAAUUUAUCUUGCAAAAACUUUUGCCUUUCUUGAGAAGAUUCAAUGCAGAGCAAGUGAUGGAGAUGGAGAUUGAAGCUAAGAUUCAAGGAUUACCAGUGUCAGAGUCAAAGCAGCAGAGGGCGAAGUGACAGAAGAAUGCGCGAAUGUACUGCAACAACUGCAAAACAUCCAUUGCUGAUUUCCACAGAAUUUGUUCCAGCUGUUCCUAUGAUCUUUGCCUUACUUGCUGUCGGGAGCUUAGAGAUGGUCGCCUUAAGGGAGGUGAUGAAGAAGUCAUAAUGGAGUUCACUGACAAAGGGGUUGCUCAUUUGCAUGGUGAUAUGGAACAUGAUUCUGUACCAGAUACCGGAACAAGAAUAUAAAAAAGGACUAGACUUUCCAAGAAGAUGGUUGAAAAUGGUGAUAUGGAACAUGAUUCUGUACCAGAUACCGGAACAAGAAUAUAAAAAAGGACUAGACUUUCCAAGAAGAUGGUUGAAAAUGGUGAUAUGGAACAUGAUUCUGUACCAGAUACCAAUACUAAAACUUCAAGAAGGACUAGACUUUCUGAGAAGGAGAUGGUUGAAAAUGGUGAUACGGAACAUGGUUCUGUACCAGAUAACAAAACUAGAACUUCAAGAAGGACUAGACUUUCCAAGAAGCAGAUGGUUGAAAAUGGUGACACGAAACAUGAUUCUGUGCCAGAUACCAAUACUGGAACUUCAAGAAGGACUAGACUUUCCAAGAAGGAAACGGUUGAAAAUGGUGCUAUGGAACGUGAUUCUGUAUCAGAUACCAAUACUAGAACUUCAAGAAGGACUAGACUUUCGAAGAAGGAGAUUGUUGAAAAUGAUUCCGCUGGAGAUGCCAAGUUUGCAUCUGAAAUGAAACCUAGGGAUAAUGGAGGGCUUCUGCCAAAGAAUUCUGGUGGUCCUGCUGGUGAAUGGAAGUCCAAUGAAGCUGGUAGCAUCCCUUGUCCGCCAGAGAAUUUUGGUGGAUUUGGUAAGGGCAUUUUAGAGCUGAAGCGCCUGCGGUCAAAGUCAAAAUAUUCGGUCUCUGAAUUGUUGACAAAGGCUGAAGAUAUUGUCAAAAGAUGUGAAUUGGAACACAUGCCUGCAAUACCUGAGGGGUCAUGCUUAUGUAUAAAUUUAGUUGCUGAAAAUGAUAUGCAGAAAAGUAAAUUGCGUAAAGCAUCAUCUCGUGAUGAUUCUGAUGACAACUAUUUAUACUGUCCAGCAGCUAAAGAUCUUCAGCAGGAGGAUCUGAAGCAUUUCCAGUGUCAUUGGCUGAAAGGUGAGCCUGUCAUCGUCGGUAAUGUGCUUGAGACUGCGUCAGGGUUAAGCUGGGAGCCCAUGGUUAUGUGGCAAGCGUGUCGCCAGUUAAAGAACCUAAACCAUCCCCUUCUUUUGGAUGUCAGUGCUACCAAAUGCUUGGAUUGGUCUGAGGCAGAAGUUAACAUCCACCACUUUUUUAAGGGAUACAUGGAAGGUCAAUUUGAUAGUGCUGGCUGGCCACAGCUUUUGAAGUUGCAAGGCUGGCCUAAUUUUUUCGAAGAGCGGUCACCCCACCUUUGUGCUGAGUUCAUUAGAAGCUUGCCUUUUAAGGAGUACACAGAUCCUCAAAGUGGCUUCCUAAAUCUUGCUGUCAAACUGCCACCAGGGUCUUUGAGACCUGACAUUGGAGCAAAGACAUAUAUCGCUUAUGGAAUUCCCCAGGAGCUGGGGCGUGGAGACUCUGUGACUAAGCUGCACUGUGAUAUGUCUGAUGCGGUAUACUUGGUUGCCUUUUCUUUUGGGCAUAUUUUUCUUCUCUCUGGACUCUGGAUUAUGCCCAGUGAAGAUUUUUCUGGAGCACGUGGACAUACUCAUGUGAAUGUGCUGACACAUACUCAAGGAAUAAAGCUGACACCUGUGCAGCUUUCAAGGAUAGAAAUAUUGAAAAGAACAUAUGCUGCCCAAGAUAAAAGGGAACUUCAAAUGGCUGAUGAGGAGCAAAAAUGUAAAAAUGGAGCAUCAUCUGAGUUCAACGAGGGCCAGUCUUUGCUAGAGAGAGAUACUGCUGCUGAGGGGAUAACAAAUGGUGCAAUCCAUUUUACUGGCGCUUCUGAAGCAAGUGGAGGGAUUAAGAAUGAUUGUAACAUUGAUGCGUGCAAAGGUAACCCAGUGUUUGGGAAAAGUGAAAUAUCUGAGGAUAUAGGAGGUGCGAUGUGGGGCAUCUUUAGAAGGCAAGAUGUUCCGAAGUUAGAGGAAUAUCUCAGGAAGCACUUCAAUGAAUUCAGGCACAUUAACUGCUGCCCUGUGCCACAGGUUAUUCACCCUAUUCAUGAUCAAACAUUUUACUUGACUGAGGACCAUAAAAGGAAGCUUAAGGAAAAAUAUGGAUUUGAACCUUGGACCUUUGUUCAAAAACUAGGGGAUGCAGUUUUCAUACCUGCAGGCUGCCCUUAUCAAGUUAGAAAUCUGAAGUCAUGCAUAAAUGUUGUUCUUGGCUUCGUUUCACCUGAAAAUGUUGGUGAAUGCAUUCGUUUGACUCAGGAAGUCCGCUUGCUUUCCCAAGAUCUUGUUGCUGCAGAAGACAAAUUAGAGGUCAAAAAGAUGAUUCUUUAUGCCACAUGGGAAGCUAUUGAGGACCUGGCAAUGCUAAGUCAGUGAACUAGUCUCACCCCUCUCCUUGUUGCCAUCCAUUUUUCCAUCUGUAGACAAACAAAUUUUGUUAUUGAUGGCAGUUUAUUUAUUAAAGUAGGUCCUUGUGAUAUGUGCUGCACGUGUGAAUAUCUUCUUUAUAAGAUUUUCUUUUUAACUCUUAACUCAAAAAAAUUGUUUCUUUAAUGUUUCACUUACUUGAAGGGAGCCUUGGAGCAAUGUAAAGUUAUCUCUG
Nicotiana tabacum (common tobacco) is the source of this 3140-nucleotide messenger RNA. The record is from RefSeq and is a predicted model, not a curated record. Lineage: Eukaryota; Viridiplantae; Streptophyta; Magnoliopsida; Solanales; Solanaceae.